Messenger RNA from Platichthys flesus (European flounder), 1352 nucleotides. RefSeq lists its product as uncharacterized. The record is from RefSeq and is a predicted model, not a curated record. Lineage: Eukaryota; Metazoa; Chordata; Actinopteri; Pleuronectiformes; Pleuronectidae. Gene Ontology annotation, biological process: generation of catalytic spliceosome for second transesterification step. The transcript has 5 exons. The coding region runs from base 140 to 1081 and encodes 313 amino acids.
UGGACAUUUAUUUUUAAAAUACACACUCCAGCUCAGAGGGUGGCGGCACUGCCACAAGAACGUCUUUGAAAUGCAAGAUUAGCAGCAGAAGCAGAGGAGGACAUGUGUCACGUGACAUUGUUUAUUGUGAGUGGAGACGAUGGCGAGGAACGAGGAGAAGCAACAAGGGAAACUGAACAGACUGUGGCUGCAGAAGGAGAGAGAGGAGGGACGACUCCGAGAUGCUCACGAGCGCAGACCGAAGCUGUCCACUCUCAACUCAGCCUCGUCUGUGACCAAGUGGAUCCCCAGCAUCAAGAAGGAAAUAGAGUAUUAUCUGCAGCAGUCCCAGCUGUCUCACUACCCGGAGAGGAAGAUCUCUGAGUUCCAGCUGUGCAUCGAGGCUCUGGAGAAAGAGUACAAGAGAUUCAUCACCAAACUGCGAGCGCUCGACCCUUCGUGCAAACACAAGCCGUGGACUCCUCGAGGGUACUGCAAGAGGAGAGCAGAGACACGGGACCCUCCGGGGACAGGUCGGUGUGCCACAGUGAAAAACCCUCGACGCAGUGAGUCACAUGAGGACAGCAGUCAGUGGAGUGGGGCUGUACCUGACUUGGUAAGCAGCCGGACAGGAUGUCACCAAACCUCAGCCACCGAGAGGGAGAGACCUCUCGUAUAUUCAGAGGCCAGACGUCAAACCCCUAUCCCCACCAACCCGAGGUCAGAAACCUCAGAGACAGUCUGCGCAGACCAGGACCAGCCGCUCUCCUUCGACCGCACACGGCUGGCAGUGGCCACCGCUGCGUUCAGAGGGCCGGCGGUUCAGAUCAGCUCGUCCCCAACACAGAGUCUAGCCAGGGUUCUGCAGUCAGGCCUGCCAAACCUCAGUAAUUCCCUGUCAGGUCAAACAUUUUCAUCACAGAACAGAGACACAGAUGUCGGGACAACAGAGAGUUUGGUUUUCCGUGUGAAAGGUGCCUUCCAAGAACAUAAUUCAGAGUGUGAAGCAGCAGAGAGGAAACCUGAGAAAACAGAGGAGAGCACUGGUCACGUCCUGGGAUUAGACUGUUACUCUUCCUCUGAUGGGGAGUGUGACACGUGAUAUUGUAGAUCAUUAGACAUAGUAGUUUACAUUUGUAUCCAUCUUGUGUCCUUUCAAGGGCUGGCAGGUCAUGUGAACAGCAACAUUGAUGUGAUAGAAGUACUUUGUAAAAAAACACUUAAAUAUAAUAACAAUAAAGAAUUAAAAACUAAAAAUUUCUGGACUUUUUCAAAACCAAUUCCUACAUUUGUUUCUUAAAUAUGCCAUAUUUUCUCAAGUAUGUAAAGUGCCAUGCUGUGUGUUUGGUAGAAUAAAAAAAAACUCUUUUAAA